AUGCUCUCCCAUAUGUAUCCCCUCGCCAUCCUGGCCGCCUCGGCCUCUGCCACUGCAGUCUUCGAUCAGAAACUCCUCGGCCCAGCCUACCCGGCGCCCUCCAAUCUCGCCGCCGCCAGUGCCAUUCGCGAGGCCGCAGCCAGCAUCUCCUCCGCCCUUAAGUCUGCCCUCGACAGCGGACACUCCCCAUUUGGAAACUUCACCGGCAAGGCAACGUCCCUCUCGCUGGAGGCCGUGUCCGCCAUCGAUGACGGCAGUUCCCCGAUCCUCGACUUCCACUACACGGCCGCCGAGCUCAACACCUCGGCCGGUAGCACCAGCAGGGUUGCUGCGGACACGGUCUACCGUAUCGGCAGCGUGUCCAAGCUCUUCACCGUGUACGCCCUUCUGCUCCACGGCGGCGCCCAGUACUGGGACCGGCCUGUCACGGACUUUGUGCCCGAGCUGAGGCGGGCGGCGGCGUUGCCGGGGGCAGACGAUGCGGUUGAGCGUGUGCAGUGGCGUGAUGUGACGGUUGGCGCGCUGGCGUCCCAGCUAUCCGGCAUUGGACGAGACUACAACAAUGCCGAUCUAGCCAGCCAGGGCUUUCCGUGGAAAGAGGCCGGCCUGCCGCCUCUGCCUCCGAGCGAGAUCCCAACAUGUGCUGGGAACUCGAGCCAGCCGCCGUGCAACCGAAAGGGCACGUUCACAUGCUUCAUCAAGCGACACCCCGUCCUGCCGCCGUUCACGGCCCCGGUAUACUCCAACGCAGCGUACCGAAUCCUCGGCUACGUCGUCGAGGCCAUCGCCGGCUCGCCCUACGACGCGGUCCUUGCUCGAAGCGUCCUCCGACCGCUGGGGCUGAAGAAGACGAGCACGGCCAGCCCCAGCGGCUCUGGUGUCGGCGUCAUCCCUCCGGGAGACUCGGGUUGGGGCCGUCCCCUGGGAGACGAGGUUUCCACCGGCGGACUCUACUCUUCCUCGCACGACCUCGCUGUAUUCGGCCGUGCCCUCCUCACCAGCAAGCAACUUUCCCGCCUCGCCACCCGCCACUGGAUGAAGCCCCAUUCCCACACGGCCUCGCCUUCGGCCUCUGUCGGCGCCCCCUGGGAAAUGGCCCGCACGCGCAGCCGCGUCACGUCCGGCUAUGCCGUCGACCUGUACACAAAAUCCGGCAGCGACGGACAGUACAACGCGCUGCUCGUCCUUGUACCCGAGUUCCAGGUCGUCGUGUCGCUGCUGGCCGCGGGACCCGACUCCGGGCCGGUCGUGACGGCGGCGGCCGAGACGGUCCUGCAGGCGCUGCUUCCCGCGCUGGAUGGCGUGAGUCAGAGCCAGGCUUGCGAUAAGUUCUGCGGACGGUAUGCGACUGCGGACGCGGCUGUCAAUUCGUCGCUCGUGCUGGCGGUUGAUUACGAGGGGCCGGGGCUGCUCGUCACGCAAUGGAUCAGCAAUGGUGUGGAUGUGAGGCAGGUCGCGCAGGCGUAUGCGGACGCAACCAAGGGCGGCGUCAUCGAGUCCAUCAGGCUGUAUCCGACGGGCCUGUACGCUCCCGGCAAGGCUGCUUUCCGGGCGGUCCUGCAGACAGUCCCGUCUGACUUUAACUCGUCGAUCCCGCGUAUCCUGGAUCCCAGGGCGAGCCAGUGGAGCGCCAUGGACCAGCUCAUGUACGGGGAGGUGGCGGUCGAUGACUUUGUGUUUCGGCUGGACGGGCACGGCAGGGCUGUAGCUGUCGAGCCACGAGUGCUACGGCAAACACUUCAGAGAGUUGGCGGCAAGUAA
This is a messenger RNA of Purpureocillium lilacinum, 1761 nucleotides long. RefSeq lists its product as uncharacterized. The record is from RefSeq and is a predicted model, not a curated record. Lineage: Eukaryota; Fungi; Ascomycota; Sordariomycetes; Hypocreales; Ophiocordycipitaceae.